Oikopleura dioica is the source of this 441-nucleotide messenger RNA. Lineage: Eukaryota; Metazoa; Chordata; Appendicularia; Copelata; Oikopleuridae. The record is from the annotation of a GenBank genome assembly.
AUGCCAACAGAGUUCAAAUUGAAAUCGUUGGCCCCGGGUCCGCCCUCGGGUACUAUUCUGCAACUUCAAGGCAAACUCUCUUCAGUUAACCAAGAAACAUUAUCACAUUCAAGCACUUGUUAUAAGCGAAACGACUAUUAUCACAACACAUGUAUAGAAAUGCUAAGAAAUGGCUAUCACAAAGCAUAUUCUGAAAUGUUCAAUCUGAUCGAGAAGCGUAAGCUAGAAAUAAUCGCAGCUGGGCCUGGAACGCUGAUGUCGCUCGCCCCCGUCGUUCACGAAAAUAAAGAAUACUUGGACACAUUCAAGGAGAAGCUCACUGCGGCCGAAGAGGCCGAGCGGAAGAAGCGAGCAAGUCAAAGUCUACUCAAAUAUUUCCGAAUUGGCGCUCUACUUCAGCGAGCGGAAGCUCACCUGGCUUUCUCAUCACUUCUUCGAUAG